GCAAAGAGGAGGGGCCCUGUAGGGCAUAUUUCCGGGAUUCGCCGCAGCGACCGAAUUGCAGUUCUGCGUCCUCCCGGCUACAGUGGACUUCCGAGCCAAGCUCCCCGGAAGUUCCGAUCCAAGCCGAAGGGCCUCGCGGGGGCCGCCGGAACCUGUAGUCCGGCACGCGGGGGCCGCUGGGAGCUGUGUGCGUCCGGCCUGGCCAGUCACCGCGCGGUGUUGCCCGCCUCGCGGUCGGAACCCACAGCCGCCGCCCAGGGGGAUGCGGGAACCCCUGGUUUCGGGGAGCAGAGAGGCAGGAGGGGUGAGGGGCGUUGCCAGGCAACGGGCGAGCGCCGCGGUUGGGCAGGAGCCGAGGACGGCAUGUCCCAGGCCCCAGGAGCACAGCCGAGCCGGCCCUCCGUUUAUCACGAACGGCAACGCCUGGAGCUGUGUGCCGUCCACGCCCUUAACAACGUCCUGCAGCAGCAGCUCUUUAGCCAGGAGGCUGCCGAUGAGAUCUGCAAGAGGUUGGCCCCAGACUCCCGGCUGAAUCCCCAUCGCAGCCUCCUCGGCACCGGCAACUAUGAUGUCAACGUGAUCAUGGCAGCCCUGCAGGGGCUGGGCCUGGCCACCGUGUGGUGGGACAGAAGGAGGCCCCUGUCCCAGCUGGCCCUGUCCCAGGUACUGGGACUGAUCCUGAACCUGCCCUCACCCAUGUCCCUGGGGCUGCUGUCCCUGCCACUGCGCCGGCGGCACUGGGUGGCCCUCCGCCAGGUGGAUGGCGUCUACUACAACCUGGACUCCAAGCUGCGGGCGCCCGAGGCCCUAGGGGACGAGGAUGGUGUCAGGGCCUUCCUGGCAGCUGCCCUGGCCCAGGGCCUGUGUGAGGUGCUGCUGGUGGUGACCAAGGAGGUGGAAGAGAAGGGCUGCUGGCUGCGGACGGUCUGACCCAGCAGAGGCAAGAAGUGGGCCACCUGUCGUGCAGUCUCUACGCGUCCAGAUCUGGCCCCUGCGUGCUGGGAAAGGGCUAGGCCCGCACCUCAUGGACCCCGUGGAGGCCCCAGCCCCCUUCCAAACCCCCUGCUCCCUGAUGCCACUGCUGCCUCAAUAAAUCUGCUCAUUUGCUACCG
This is a messenger RNA of Canis lupus familiaris (dog), 1112 nucleotides long. RefSeq names its product Josephin domain containing 2 (gene JOSD2). Gene Ontology annotation, biological process: protein deubiquitination. Lineage: Eukaryota; Metazoa; Chordata; Mammalia; Carnivora; Canidae. The record is from RefSeq and is a predicted model, not a curated record. The transcript is spliced from 5 exons. Gene Ontology annotation, molecular function: cysteine-type deubiquitinase activity. The coding region runs from base 364 to 930 and encodes 188 amino acids.